Prorocentrum cordatum is the source of this 477-nucleotide messenger RNA. NCBI's taxonomy places the organism in Eukaryota, Dinophyceae, Prorocentrales, Prorocentraceae. The record is from the annotation of a GenBank genome assembly.
AUGGUGCCCCCUUCGCCCGUGCGUCGCCGCGCGGCGGCGAGGUGCACCGCAACACAGGCGGCGCCUGGCGCCGCAGACCGUUCUAGGUGGCCGCCAGCGCCGCCGACCCGUCUCCAGUCGUGUGUUUUGCAGUGUAAGCAGCGCCCUAUCCAGAUCUCCGCCGGCAUGAUCUGCUCCAUCCUGGCGUGUUCCCUCGAGGCCCCUUCACUUGAGAAAAUCAAGCCGGCGGACGUCUGGGACCCUCCAUCCUCCCCGCGCCCCCUCGGGGUGCCUGGCAGAGCUUUCCUGCCGCCCGCACGGGCACGGUGGCGGCGGCGAGGCAGCGGCAGGCAGGGCCAGGUCGGGUUCUCCCUCGCCCUCGGCCUCGCGCCGCCGCGGCGGGUCGGGCGCUCUCCGUGGAGAGGGCGGCUCCUGGCGGCGUCGGCAGAGGUGGCGGUGGGGCUGUGCAUGAGGCUCUCCAGCCAGCUGUCCUUGUGA